Messenger RNA from Diabrotica balteata, 3234 nucleotides. NCBI's taxonomy places the organism in Eukaryota, Metazoa, Arthropoda, Insecta, Coleoptera, Chrysomelidae. The record is from the annotation of a GenBank genome assembly.
GAACAAAAUUGAUUUAAGUUUUAAAGAAAGAUAAUAUACGAGAGUGAUUAAUUAAAGUGUACUGUGAAAUAUAGCGGAAUAGAAUGCAGAUCUUCGUGAAAACUUUGACUGGUAAAACCAUCACCUUGGAAGUGGAACCUUCCGACACCAUUGAAAAUGUGAAAGCCAAGAUCCAAGACAAAGAAGGUAUCCCACCAGAUCAACAGAGGUUGAUCUUUGCUGGUAAACAACUUGAAGAUGGUAGAACUCUCUCUGACUACAACAUCCAGAAGGAGUCCACCCUUCAUUUGGUCCUUAGAUUGAGAGGAGGCAUGCAGAUCUUCGUCAAAACCUUGACAGGCAAGACCAUCACUUUGGAAGUUGAGCCAUCUGAUACUAUUGAAAAUGUUAAAACUAAGAUCCAAGAUAAAGAGGGUAUCCCACCAGAUCAGCAAAGAUUGAUCUUUGCAGGUAAACAAUUGGAAGAUGGAAGAACCUUGUCUGACUAUAACAUUCAGAAGGAAUCCACCCUUCAUUUGGUACUUAGAUUGAGAGGAGGUAUGCAGAUCUUCGUCAAGACACUAACUGGAAAGACCAUCACCCUCGAAGUGGAACCAUCUGAUACUAUCGAGAAUGUGAAAGCUAAGAUCCAAGAUAAAGAAGGUAUCCCACCAGACCAGCAAAGAUUGAUCUUUGCAGGAAAACAGCUAGAAGAUGGUAGAACUUUGUCUGAUUAUAACAUCCAGAAGGAAUCCACUCUUCAUUUGGUACUUAGAUUGAGAGGAGGUAUGCAGAUCUUCGUCAAGACACUAACUGGAAAGACCAUCACCCUCGAAGUGGAACCAUCUGAUACUAUCGAGAAUGUGAAAGCUAAGAUCCAAGAUAAAGAAGGUAUCCCACCAGACCAGCAAAGAUUGAUCUUUGCAGGAAAACAGCUAGAAGAUGGUAGAACUUUGUCUGAUUAUAACAUCCAGAAGGAAUCCACUCUUCAUUUGGUACUUAGAUUGAGAGGAGGUAUGCAGAUCUUCGUCAAGACAUUAACUGGAAAGACCAUCACUUUGGAAGUUGAACCUUCUGAUACCAUUGAGAACGUGAAAGCUAAGAUCCAAGAUAAAGAAGGUAUCCCACCAGACCAGCAAAGAUUGAUAUUUGCAGGAAAACAGCUAGAAGAUGGUAGAACUUUGUCUGAUUAUAACAUCCAGAAAGAGUCCACUCUUCACUUGGUACUUAGAUUAAGAGGAGGUAUGCAGAUUUUCGUCAAGACAUUAACUGGAAAGACCAUCACUCUGGAAGUUGAACCUUCUGAUACCAUUGAGAACGUGAAAGCUAAGAUCCAAGAUAAAGAAGGUAUCCCACCAGACCAGCAAAGAUUGAUAUUUGCAGGAAAACAGCUAGAAGAUGGUAGAACUUUGUCUGAUUAUAACAUCCAGAAAGAGUCCACUCUUCACUUGGUACUUAGAUUAAGAGGAGGUAUGCAGAUUUUCGUCAAGACAUUAACUGGAAAGACCAUCACUCUGGAAGUUGAACCUUCUGAUACCAUUGAGAAUGUGAAAGCUAAGAUCCAAGAUAAAGAAGGUAUCCCACCAGACCAGCAAAGAUUGAUCUUUGCAGGAAAACAGCUAGAAGAUGGUAGAACUUUGUCUGAUUAUAACAUCCAGAAGGAAUCCACUCUUCAUUUGGUACUUAGAUUGAGAGGAGGUAUGCAGAUCUUCGUCAAGACAUUAACUGGAAAGACCAUCACUUUGGAAGUUGAACCUUCUGAUACCAUUGAGAACGUGAAAGCUAAGAUCCAAGAUAAAGAAGGUAUCCCACCAGACCAGCAAAGAUUGAUCUUUGCAGGAAAACAGCUAGAAGAUGGUAGAACUUUGUCUGAUUAUAACAUCCAGAAGGAAUCCACCCUUCAUUUGGUACUUAGAUUGAGAGGAGGUAUGCAAAUCUUCGUCAAGACAUUAACUGGAAAGACUAUCACUCUGGAAGUUGAACCUUCUGAUACCAUUGAGAAUGUGAAAGCUAAGAUCCAAGAUAAAGAAGGUAUCCCACCAGACCAGCAAAGAUUGAUCUUUGCAGGAAAACAGCUAGAAGAUGGUAGAACUUUGUCUGAUUAUAACAUCCAGAAGGAAUCCACUCUUCAUUUGGUACUUAGAUUGAGAGGAGGUAUGCAGAUCUUCGUCAAGACAUUAACUGGAAAGACCAUCACUUUGGAAGUUGAACCUUCUGAUACCAUUGAGAACGUGAAAGCUAAGAUCCAAGAUAAAGAAGGUAUCCCACCAGACCAGCAAAGAUUGAUCUUUGCAGGAAAACAGCUAGAAGAUGGUAGAACUUUGUCUGAUUAUAACAUCCAGAAGGAAUCCACCCUUCAUUUGGUACUUAGAUUGAGAGGAGGUAUGCAAAUCUUCGUCAAGACAUUAACUGGAAAGACUAUCACUCUGGAAGUUGAACCUUCUGAUACCAUUGAGAAUGUGAAAGCUAAGAUCCAAGAUAAAGAAGGUAUCCCACCAGACCAGCAAAGAUUGAUCUUUGCAGGAAAACAGCUAGAAGAUGGUAGAACUUUGUCUGACUAUAACAUCCAGAAAGAGUCCACUCUUCACUUGGUACUUCGAUUGAGAGGAGGUAUGCAGAUUUUCGUCAAGACACUAACUGGAAAGACCAUCACUUUGGAAGUUGAACCUUCUGACACUAUUGAGAAUGUGAAAGCUAAGAUCCAAGAUAAAGAGGGUAUCCCACCAGAUCAGCAAAGAUUGAUCUUUGCAGGUAAACAAUUGGAAGAUGGUAGAACUUUGUCUGACUAUAACAUCCAGAAAGAGUCCACCCUUCAUUUGGUACUAAGACUGAGAGGAGGUAUGCAAAUUUUUGUCAAAACACUGACUGGUAAAACUAUCACCUUAGAAGUUGAACCAUCAGACACUAUUGAGAAUGUAAAAGCAAAGAUCCAAGACAAAGAAGGUAUCCCCCCAGAUCAACAACGUUUAAUAUUUGCUGGUAAACAAUUGGAAGAUGGAAGAACCUUGUCAGAUUAUAACAUCCAAAAGGAAUCAACUCUUCAUUUGGUACUACGAUUAAGAGGAGGCAUUUAAAAUCAUAAACUUUUUGUUUAUUUCUGACAAGUGGUUUUUGAAAGGCUGAUUUUUUAUUUACACAUUGCUUUAAUAUUGUCAAACCAAAGGAAUAAAUAAAAUCUUUGCAGUAUUUUUGGUUUUUAUUAUAUUACUAACAUUAAAUAAUGAAUAAUUUAACAAUAAAUAUAUGAAGUAUUUU